AUGGCAGAGUCGCUCGAGUACAAGCUCCUCUACUGGCCUCAGAUCCCAGGCCGAGGCGAGUUCAUCCGACUCUGCUUCGAAGCCACCGGCGUUCCAUACACGGAAGAGAACUCGGUUCCUGAACUGCAAGCCUUGCUCUUGAACAAGGACGAUGAGGGCAUCGGAGCUCCUCACUUUGCUGUUCCCAUUCUAGGCGUCCGCGACAGUAACACAAAGACCACUGGCGGUAUCGAGCACUACAUCAGCCAAACUCCAGCGAUCUUGAGCUUCCUCGCUCCCCGACUCGGUCUGCUUGGCGAUGCGAACAAGCUGCAGGGCUUCGAACGCGAUGUGGCUGUGGCCCAGAUUAACCAGCUCACUUUGACGGCUCUCGACCUCAACAACGAGACGCACGACACGCAUCACCCCAUCUCGGUCUCGUCGUACUACGAGGACCAGAAGGAGGAAGCCAAGCAGCGAGCUGCCGACUUCCGCGCCAAUCGCCUACCCAAGUUCCUGCAGGUCUUCGAGCUGGCCCUGGGGCCCAACGAGGUUGGGCUGGAUAGGAUGAAGGAAGGCGCGCUGAGGAUGUGGGGCAGCAAGACGACCGUUGCCGAUCUCACCGUUUUCCAAGUGAUCGACGGGCUGCAGUUCGCGUUGCCCAAAUGCAUGCAGAAGCUGAAGGACAGUGGGAAGUACAAGCACGUGUUCAGGCUACACAAGGAGAUUCGAGCCGAGCUGAAGGGGUAUCUGAAUAGCGACAGGAGGAAGCCGUACUCGGACGGAGUCUUUAGGCACUACCCUGAACUUGACGAUGAGUAG
This is a messenger RNA of Kalmanozyma brasiliensis GHG001, 801 nucleotides long. Its product is annotated as Thioredoxin-like fold. Gene Ontology annotation, molecular function: glutathione transferase activity. Lineage: Eukaryota; Fungi; Basidiomycota; Ustilaginomycetes; Ustilaginales. The record is from RefSeq and is a predicted model, not a curated record. The transcript has a single exon. The coding region runs from base 1 to 801 and encodes 266 amino acids. Gene Ontology annotation, biological process: glutathione metabolic process.